AUGAGGCUCCCUCGGUUCGUGCUCUUCGCAGCGCUCCUGCUGGUCACGCUAUGCAGCUUCGCCUCCGCCUCGAACUGGGACAAGGACGACCACGAGAUCUUCGAGCUCCAAUCGGCGCUCACCACGUCCAUCGGCAAGGGUACCACGUUCUACUCUCUGCUCGAUAUCCCCAUCUCUGCCUCUUCGUCCGAGAUCAAGCGUGCCUACCGUAGAAAGUCGCUCGAGUGGCACCCGGACAAGAAUUCUGGUGUCAAAGGCGCACAGCAGAGAUUCGAGCGUCUUGGGCUGGUGUACAAGAUCUUGCGCGACGAACGAAAGGAUCGUUACGACCAUUUCCUUCGCUCUGGUUUCCCCAAGUGGAGACGCGAUGGGUACUUUUACGAACGCUAUCGUCCGGGUCUUGGCAGUGUUAUGGUGGGAAUCGUGCUGGUGAGCAUGCUCGUCGAGGUGGGCGUGAGCCGCUUGACGAGCGGACAGGAGAGGGCCAAGGUGGAGAGGCUCAAGAUGAGCGCUCGGGCGGUGGCGUGGGGUCCUCGGUACCAGGCACUGCUCGCGGGUCUGCUGUUCCCCGCAAAACCCGCUGUGGGUGGGUCGAAGGUUACGGAGACGGAGAGGAAGGUGAGAGUUCCAAUCACCGGAUUCCCCCUCCCCGCUUUCCCCAGCUCCACCGCGAUCCAAGGGGGCACCGUCGACUGGGACGUUCAGGAGAACCUUGCGCGAACCGCCCUCUCCGCCGCCACCUCGUCGGAUGGAGCCCCGAUCGUAGACUGCCUCGUUCAGGGCGAGGACGUGCUCCUGCUCGACAGGUUUAGCGGCGACUGGGUGAGGCUGGACGAAAACGACGCCAGGCCAAGUGGCAUGCUCCAGACGUGGCCCGUGAGGUUGGUGGGCGCGAUAGUCAACAAGGUCACCGGAAAGGGUGAGGACGUCUUCAACGAGGAAGAGGAGGUCGAGGUGGAACAGGAGAAGGAGACCAAGGUGCAGAAGAACAAGAAGGGCAAGAAGAAGACCAAGUAG
Molecule: messenger RNA, 1017 nt
Organism: Kalmanozyma brasiliensis GHG001
Lineage: Eukaryota; Fungi; Basidiomycota; Ustilaginomycetes; Ustilaginales
Product: DnaJ
Exons: 1
Coding region: 1-1017 (338 amino acids)
Cellular component (GO): endomembrane system
Source: RefSeq, a predicted model, not a curated record